Molecule: messenger RNA, 369 nt
Organism: Pollicipes pollicipes
Lineage: Eukaryota; Metazoa; Arthropoda; Thecostraca; Pollicipedomorpha; Pollicipedidae
Product: corticotropin-releasing factor receptor 1-like
Exons: 4
Coding region: 1-369 (122 amino acids)
Biological process (GO): cell surface receptor signaling pathway; adenylate cyclase-modulating G protein-coupled receptor signaling pathway
Cellular component (GO): plasma membrane
Molecular function (GO): G protein-coupled peptide receptor activity
Source: RefSeq, a predicted model, not a curated record
AUGUUUAUGAAGGCGGUGCGCGCCGCGCUAUUCCUGCUGCCGCUGCUCGGCAUUACGCACUCGCUGCAGAUGUUUGAGCCGCCGCUGGACCGGUCCGUCGCCGUCUUCGGCUGCUAUACCAUCGUACUGGCCGUGCUCGACUCGUUCCAGGGCUUCUUCAUCUGCUUUCUUUACUGCUUCAUCAACCAGGAGGUGCGGGACGCCGUGGUUAAGCAGUGGCACGACCUGAGCGACCAACGUCAGCUGCGCUGCCGGCGACAGUCCCACGUCGACCGCAAGCUGAGUUGUCGCCUGCUGCACAUGCCCAGCCACCGGCCGGGAGAGGGAGGCGCCGCCACCAACCGGACCGCCACCAGCGAAGACCUAUGA